AUGAAGUGGCUAAAAGAAUAUCAAAAUCAAGAGGUGUCCCUGAUUAGUGAUGAUGAACUCACCAAAGGCAGAAGCUUGUUUCUCCAGGCUAAGGACAAAUAUGAAGAAGCAUAUGAUGAAAAUGAAUAUGCAGACCUACAGGCUGAGGUCAUGUCUGAAGAAUCAUAUGAUGAAAAGGAAGAUGCAGACCUUUCAUUAAGUGUUUGGAUGAGAGAGCAGAAGCUUUCAUAUCAAACUUUCGUAAACAACUAG
Molecule: messenger RNA, 252 nt
Organism: Lactuca virosa
Lineage: Eukaryota; Viridiplantae; Streptophyta; Magnoliopsida; Asterales; Asteraceae
Source: the annotation of a GenBank genome assembly